UUCGUUGAGCUCAGGACACAGUAGACGUCAUCUCAGGGCGCCGGAAGGAAAGCGCACUUGGGCAGCUCUUCAAGCUGAGCUGAGCUGGCUGAUCGCUCGGGAUCCUGUGUUGGCUUGUCAAGCGCUUUUGGCUGUUUUGGUAGUAGAGGGAAGACACGUAUUUACGCCUCGCAGAGCUUUUUUCCUCUGAAUUACGUAACUGUCAAGACAACGUUUUGAAGAUCUCAACCGACGACAUGGAUUCCGCCAAUCAAGACAUCAAUCUGAACUCUCCACAUAAAGGCCUGGACUCUGACUCUCUCUCAGACGUGCCUGAAGAGAGGGGGGCAGCCGCUGUGAGUCCUGGGACUUUCCCUCCGGGUCUGACGGAGGAGGAGGCCGAGGAACUGAGACUGGAGCUCACCAAGGUUGAGGAGGAGAUCCACACCUUGCAGCAGGUGCUGUCGGCUAAAGAGCGCCACGCGUCGGAGCUGAAGCGUAAACUGGGCCUGAGCCCCCUGAGCGAGUUCAAACAGAACGUCACCAAAAGCUGGCAGGACGUCCAGACCUCAAACGCAUAUCUUUCAGCUUCUGCCACUCUGGAUGACAUUGCCAGCUCUGAAGUGUAUAAAAAGACUCAGGAAACGCUGUCUCAGGCUGGACAGAAGACCUCAGCCGCCCUCUCCACUGUUGGCACGGCCAUCAGCAGGAAACUGGGUGACAUGAGAGCUCUUCCUUUCUCUAACUCCUUUGGUAGCAACUACUCCAUUCGCCAUUCAAUAAGUAUGCCAACUAUGAGGAACUCUCCAACCUUCAAAUCAUUUGAGGACAAAGUUGGAAACAUCAAGUACAAGGUGGUUGGAGGCAAAGCCAAUGGUGAAAGUGCUCACUCUCCGAACGAGUCAAACCCGGUGCAGGACAACGCUCCGUUCUGAGAGCCCACCCUCUUGAUUUAAACAUUCAUCUCAUUCUUUGUGAAUCCUGACUACACCCACACUUCCGUUGUCCCAGUUCUCCCGUUCUCUCUGAAUUCUUUCAUCCCUCCUUCCUAUGUCUCCUUUGAUCCCCCUCCACCUACUGCUAGCAUGUGCUUGCUCAUCUCACUGAAAACACACACACACGUAGUACAGAUUCUGUGACAUGAAAUCAUCACAGGUUGUACAAAAGAAGACAAAUGAUGAAUCAUUUUGUAUUAGAAACUAUUUUACACUGCUUUGCAUAAUGUUUUUACAUAACUUUUAUCUACCGUAUAUAUGACUAUAAAGGAAUACAAAUAACUAUAUUUAAACAGUACUGCCAAGCAGCAUUCAUCAGGCAGCAGAGGGGUACAAAAUACACAAAGAAGAAACAUUUACAUCUGAAGGGGGGAGGAUUUUAGACCAAUAAAGAAACUUGCUGCUGAGCAUUCAGUUGAGUUGUUUUUUUACUCUCAGUACAAUGUGAAGCGAUGCUUUGCUGUACACCUGGUGAAUUUCUGACCUUCUCAGUCGGCCUUACACUCGCACUCUAUUGCUUUAUUGGUCUGUUGCUGGUAAAAACAUGUUACACAAAGUUGUUUUUUGCUUUCUUUUUUUGAAAUUUUUUUUUACCUUUGCUCUUUCAGUUAUUUUUUUUUCAUUGAUAGGAAUGUUUUAUUUAUGUUGUUGACAUCGGAAAUCGCUUGCCUUUGCUUUGUGCCAUGCUGUGUGUGCCAGUUAGUUGAUGCCAUAGACCUUUUGUUGUCAGAAUGUUACACACACACAAACUAUCACCAAACUAUCACAUCACAAAGAUCACCGUUCAAUUUUAAGAAAUAAAAAUGCUGUUACUUUCA
Messenger RNA from Sinocyclocheilus rhinocerous, 1792 nucleotides. RefSeq names its product tumor protein D54-like. Gene Ontology annotation, cellular component: cytoplasm. Bases 237 to 914 code for a protein of 225 amino acids. The transcript is spliced from 9 exons. Lineage: Eukaryota; Metazoa; Chordata; Actinopteri; Cypriniformes; Cyprinidae. The record is from RefSeq and is a predicted model, not a curated record.